AUGUCUAACAUGUCGAUGGCGUCAUAUGAGAAUGACGGUACUAUGUCUGCUUCAACCACAGAUAACGGUGCGCUCCUCAAUGUGACAUCUUCAAACACAGAAUUAAAUGGAACUGAUAGAGCGAUUUUACUUAUCUUCAAAGACACAUACACUGCCUAUUUGGUUUUGAAUGUGAUUGCCACGGCAAUAGGUCUGAUCGGGAACUGCAUGGUUUUAGUUUUAAUGAGAGAUGUCAAAUUGUCCCUGUUAUCUUAUCCAGUAUAUUUGAGAUUUCUGGCAGUGUCAGACAGUACAGUUCUAGUUACAUCCUGCAUACAUGAGUCUUUAAGAUUCUUCAUAUCAUUUUAUCUUCUGUUCUCAUCCUUGACUUUCUGUAAUGUUUGGAGAGCUACAAGGUUCACAGUUGGUCUGUUAUCACCGUGGUUGCUCGCUGGACUGACACUGGAUCGAUUCUUCUGUGUUGUUUUCCCGCUGAAACGCGAUCAGUUCUGCACUCCAAGAAAGGCCACGGUCGUCUGCUCGUGUCUCACGUCUUUAUCAAUAGCGCUGACGCUUCCUCUUUUGUUUGACAUGAAGGUUGUAAAAGGACCACAGGAUGUAAUCUGCUUUCCAGGUGAUAAGGUCGUGGGUUACUAUGUUUUUCUACGUCUACUUUUCAACUCUCUCCUCCCCUGUCUGUUGAUUCUUGUCUUCACCAUUGUGAUUAUAAUCCACAUCCAGUACAGCACCAUUUUCAGAAAGAGAUUCACCUUCACACGCUCUGGCUCUACAGACCGCACCCAGGACAAGUCACUUCGUCCACUCAUGCUGAUCUCCAUACUGGCUUUCGUGACACUCCUUCCAUCAACUAUCUCAGAGAGCGUCAUUUUGAUACUGAUGACAUUUAAGUUAAAUGUCAAAACAUUGAUCUUCUUCUCCGAUUUGUGGCCUGCAUUUUACAUUUUGUACCUGAUCAACUUCGGACAGAAUUUCUACAUCCUGAUGUCGAGUUCAAAUUAUAGGCAGAUUAUGAAGAGGACGUUGAACUGCUCGAACGUCCCAAAACUAAAUGAAAAUAUUCCAGUGGCAACAAUUACAGUCAACGUGUCAGACAUCAGUAAAGGUAUCACACAAUCUGGUACAACAUUAUCUUAA
Messenger RNA from Gigantopelta aegis, 1134 nucleotides. Its product is annotated as probable G-protein coupled receptor B0563.6. Lineage: Eukaryota; Metazoa; Mollusca; Gastropoda; Neomphalida; Peltospiridae. Gene Ontology annotation, biological process: G protein-coupled receptor signaling pathway. The transcript has a single exon. The record is from RefSeq and is a predicted model, not a curated record. Gene Ontology annotation, cellular component: plasma membrane. Gene Ontology annotation, molecular function: G protein-coupled receptor activity. Bases 1 to 1134 code for a protein of 377 amino acids.